AUGGAGAAUACUUGGGCGCUGAACUGGCCCUUGCUGCAUUGCAAACAAUUUGUCUUCCUUGGGGCACCAGGCAGUGUUGAAAGGGCAGACCAGUUUGACAAUAAUCUCUACAUGCCAUAUCCAAAGGUCAAGACUGAAGAAGAAGGUUGCCAAUGGUUUUUAAAGCAAGUUGAGGGUUGCCAAAUCAGAUCUUCCAUUGGUGGUGCCAACUCUUCAGAUUGCAGCUUUGACCCAGAGAGGUUUUUGA
This is a messenger RNA of Ceraceosorus bombacis, 247 nucleotides long. NCBI's taxonomy places the organism in Eukaryota, Fungi, Basidiomycota, Exobasidiomycetes, Ceraceosorales, Ceraceosoraceae. The record is from the annotation of a GenBank genome assembly.